AUGGGCCAGGUGACCGGAGGCCUUGGCUGGCGGCUCAGCCUGCUGCUGCUACCCUUGCUUCUGGUGCAAGCUGGUGCCUGGGGGUUCCCAACAGGCCCCCUGAGCCUGCAGGAGCUGCGCAGGGAAUUCACAGCCAGCCUGCACCUUGCCAGGAAGCUGCUCUCUGAGGUUCAGAGCUAUGUCCACAGCUUUGCUGAAUCUCGGUUGCCAGGAGUGAACCUGGACCUCCUGCCCCUGGGACAUCAUCUCCCCAAUGUUUCCCUGACCUUCCAGGCAUGGCGUCACCUCUCUGACCCAGAAAGGCUCUGCUUCCUCUCCACCACACUCAGGCCCUUCCUUGCCCUGCUGGGAGCACUGGAGAGCCAGGUGACCUGGACCAGCUCAGAGAGGGUGCAGCUGUGGGCCAUGAGGCUGGAUCUCCGGGACCUGCACAGGCACUUCCGCUUCCAGGUGCUGGCUGCAGGCUUUAACUGCUCUGGGGAGGAGGAAGACAAAGAGGAAGAGGAAGAAGGGAAGGAGCUGCUCCUAGGGGCUCUGGAUGGCCCCAACCAGGUGUCAUUCCAAGUGUCCUGGCCCCAGCUGCUCUAUACCUACCAGCUCCUACACUCCCUGGAGCUUGUCCUCUCUCGGGCUGUUCGGGACCUGCUGCUGUUGACCAUACCCCAGCACCCAGGCCCGGCUUGGGAUUCCUAA
This is a messenger RNA of Chionomys nivalis (European snow vole), 693 nucleotides long. It is a transcript of the gene Il27, whose product is annotated as interleukin 27. The coding region runs from base 1 to 693 and encodes 230 amino acids. Lineage: Eukaryota; Metazoa; Chordata; Mammalia; Rodentia; Cricetidae. Gene Ontology annotation, biological process: regulation of T-helper 1 cell differentiation; regulation of T cell proliferation. Gene Ontology annotation, molecular function: interleukin-27 receptor binding. The transcript has 5 exons. The record is from RefSeq and is a predicted model, not a curated record.